UCUCCUAAACAUGCGGCGUGCUUGAAGCAGCCAUGCAAUCAAUUUCUCGUCACAUAAACUGUUCGAUUUGUGGACGUAAUUAAAAUAAUUUCGUCUCAAUCAAAUUUACUUUUCAGCUGCUCUUAAAAUUCAAAUUGCAUAGUGUGUUCUGUUGCGCGAGCUUCCCACACGCGACGUCAAUAUUGUACAGAUUCCGCUGUUAAUAAAAUAAUAUCAUGUCCCCUGCGAUUUUAUUUUUCAAACAAUUUUCGUUUUAUUAUCUGGCUAUCAGAGCGAGUUUGUUCGAUCUCUAGAAAUCAGCAAUUUGACGGUAAAUUCUGCCGGCGAAAAGCUGCAAAUUCUUAGGGUUUUGCCCGGAGUUUAUCGGUGAAGUUCGGGUUACGAUUCGUCAUGUAAAAAGAAAAAUUUAAUGCGCAUCAAUCAAACAUAUGUACAACAGGCAGAACUCUGAAUGUAUAUAGCCCCUGCCAUUGCUUGUACACGCUACUUGUAAUACCUAACCACAAGCAUCCCUAAAAUAUAAUUUUUUUUAGGACACCUGUGUCUCUACAUCUCAGUCUUGUGGCAGCAUUAGCACCCGGACUAGCAUUAACACUAACUCGCAUACAAAUUUGGGGAUGCCGCCUUAUAUUGCUCGUGCAACUUCAAAGGUAUGGAGAAGAAUAAGUAUGGAAACAAUGGUAGAAUUGCCACUCUUCCUUGAAAGAUGGAAAUUUCUACUGUUCGGUCUUCUAUGCCAGUAUCUUCAUGGUUUAGCUGCUCGAGGAGUUCAUUAUCUACAUCAUCCUGGGCCAACUCUUCAAGAUGUUGGGUUUAUGGUUAUUCCCGAACUUGGGCAAGAGAACGCCUACAUCAGUGAGACACUUUUCACCAUUGUCUUUUUUACCUUCAUCUUAUGGACUUUUCACCCUUUCAUAUGCCAUAGCAAGAAGUUCUACACGGUGCUUUUAUGGUGCAGGGUAUUGGCAUUUUUGGUGGUUUCACAAUUCUUGAGAGUUAUCACAUUCAUGUCAACUCAAUUGCCUGGUCCUAAUUAUCACUGUCGUGAGGGUUCAAAACUUGCUCGUCUUCCUCGCCCUGAUAGUAUACUCGAAGUACUUCUGAUAAAUUUUCCACGUGGAUUUAUCUAUGGUUGUGGAGACUUAAUUUUUUCAUCGCAUAUGAUCUUCACCCUGGUUUUUGUACUCACCUAUCAAAAGUACGGAACAAAAAGGUGGAUCAAACAGAUAGCUUGGUUGGUGGCCAUUAUACUCAGCCUUCUGAUAAUAGCUUCUCGCAAGCACUACACUGUUGAUGUUGUUGUUGCGUGGUACACUGUUAAUCUGGUGGUCUACUUUGUUGAUCGGCAGUUGCCAGAAGAAGUGAUGGAACGGUCUGGUCCUGGUGGUUCACUACCCUUAAUAUCUAUAAAUGGCAGAGACAAAGACAGCAGAACAAAAGAAGAACACCAUAAGCUCAUGAAUGGAAAUUCUGGGGAUUCACCUGAUAGGAGGCAGAGGUCCCAGGUGAAUGGGAAGUUCCUUGAAGACGGAAGUCCCAUUGUUUCUGAAAUCAUCAUUAAUGGAACUUGAAGAGUGUAUUUGACAUGUCAUUUAUGUUUGGGAAAGUGCUCAGGAAGCCGUGGAUGCAAAUUUCCAUGUGACAAGCUGAUAACUCUUACCCUUCAAUCACCAGAGUAGCAGGUGACAAGAAAUACUGCAUAUUCUGAUAUGUUUAUUUCUAGGAAACGAAGGUUUCCUUGAUGAUGUGCAUCUUUGGCUUCAGAAGCUCCAAUGAGUUAAGGCCUUAUUUGCAAUUUGUAUUUUAUUCUGCUACUGGGUUUUGGGUCUUAUGUGUUAACGUUUUCCUUUAUGCUUUAUAAAUUAUUUUAUGUAAAAAUGCAUUUUUUUGAGCAAAAGCUAGCAUUGGUUAAAUGCUCAUUCUUCUUCA
Messenger RNA from Cryptomeria japonica (Japanese cedar), 1929 nucleotides. Its product is annotated as phosphatidylinositol:ceramide inositolphosphotransferase 1. The transcript has 13 exons. The coding region runs from base 618 to 1571 and encodes 317 amino acids. The record is from RefSeq and is a predicted model, not a curated record. NCBI's taxonomy places the organism in Eukaryota, Viridiplantae, Streptophyta, Pinopsida, Cupressales, Cupressaceae. Gene Ontology annotation, molecular function: ceramide cholinephosphotransferase activity; inositol phosphoceramide synthase activity; sphingomyelin synthase activity. Gene Ontology annotation, biological process: ceramide biosynthetic process. Gene Ontology annotation, cellular component: trans-Golgi network; Golgi membrane; endoplasmic reticulum membrane.